UUGUAGUAGUGCAGAGUUUUGUUGUGUACGCAGAUAUUUCAGGGAUCUGAGCGAGUACCAUGAGGACCCGCUCAACCGUUGUGAUGAUCUUGGCAGAAGUGGGUUUCCAGAACUCCAUGGGAUUUGAUCACACUAAUUGAAGAGGCAAUCCAUUGAAGGAAUUGAAGCCCUUCACCACUGUGGAAGGCAAUGAGCUUCCUGCGGCUUAGUUUGCUCCUUUGUGCGGCCUCGGCCUCUGCCAGCUGCGUGAUAACUGCCCAGGUCUGCCAGAACUUCCCGGACUUCAGCAGGACACAGUUCCGAGACCUUCUGGGCGAGCUGAACUUGGGCUCCGCUGGAUCAGAAGCAGUUUGCUUGAAACGUGCCGAGGACUUCCACCAUUGGUGCGGGAACAAUGCGAGCACUUCUGUGGCUUCUACCUUCAUGCUGGACAAGACACAGUUCUAUGACCCAAGUGACUCGUCCAAGGGAUAG
Messenger RNA from Durusdinium trenchii, 474 nucleotides. NCBI's taxonomy places the organism in Eukaryota, Dinophyceae, Suessiales, Symbiodiniaceae. The record is from the annotation of a GenBank genome assembly.